CCACCGCAAUGUCCAGCGACGACGAGCUCCGUGGCCUCCUGGUACAGGAAUCCACCACCGCGAUCGUCUCCGUCGCCGAUCCCUCCCGCCCCACGGCCCGAUCGGCCCACUCCCUCCUCCCCCGCGCGGGGGGCGCUCUGCCGUCCCCGCCCCGCAAUGCCGGCCCUGUUCUUGGCGACCAGCUCCCUGUGGAUUGGACGGCCUGGCCCGGCUCCUCGAAGCUGUGGAGGCGGUGGGUGGCCAGGCUUCGGCCGCGGCAUGAGCGCCUGUGGCGGAAGCUUGGGAUCUUGGACGCCGUCCUCGCGACCACCGGCUGGGUGCGGCGGGACGAGGGCCUGCUGCUCCAGCUCGCGGGUUUCUGGUCCGGCGAGACCAACACGUUCGUCUUCCCGUGGGGCGAGGCCACGGUGACGCUGGAGGACAUGGCCGUGCUCGGGGGCCUGCCCCUGCUGGGCAGGCCGGUGUGGUCGCGCCUCCCGGACGCGCUCCGCGGGGACGUGGACGCGCUGAACAGAUGCACGAACAAGAAACCCUCGUUUGCCCCGUGGGUUAAGCAAUUCGUCGAGCGGCCGACGGGGGAGGUCGCUGCCGCCGGCAGAGGAGAGACCGAGGCGGCCGCAUUGCUCGAGCACGGCGCGUUUCUGGCCAUGUGGUUGACCAGAUACGUGCUUCCGGCGCCGCCAUUCGACGUGGUCAGACCAGACGUGUUCCCCCUCGCCGCCGGAAUGGCGCGCGGCAGGUGCUCGGCCCUCGCACCCGCCGUUCUUGCCAACAUCUACAAUGACCUCUCCGCACUCAGUCACCACUUAAGCUUGGGCACCAGCGAUCAGGCGUUCAUGGCGAGUGCGCCACUGCACAUCCUCCAGCUAUGGGUCUGGGAGCGCUUCCCGGAGCUUCGUCCUGAGGCUGAGAUACCAAGCACUGCCUCCCACGGGGAUGAUCCCGGCAUGCCGAGGGCUGCCAAGUGGCACAAUGUCAGAAAUCCGCUUGAUCCUGGGUACAUCCACGCCGUGCUCAUGUCCCCGGAGGAGUUCGAAUGGAGGCCUUAUGGAGGCAGUAGCUUUGCUCUGCCACAAGGCAAAGAUGGCUGCUGGGUGCACUGCCAUGAUGUAGCAACAAGCAAGGAGCUGCAAUCCUUUGCACAGUGUCUGCUACCCUGCGAGCUCGUCGGCAUGCAAUGCAUCGAGCACUACUGUCCGCACCGUGUCGCAAGGCAGCUGGGCUUCGAUCAGGACGUGCCGGGGACCGUCACCCGUGCCAAUUCAUGUCGAAAGACCGCGUGGGCGACAUACAGGAUGCGGCCUGAAGACGUUUCGUUCUUCGUUCCGCGACGUGAUCCGGGCAUGACGGUUGAAUACGCACAAUGGUGGAAGCCUUACUCGUCGGCAUGUGCUGCUGCUGUUGCUAAUGCUGCAAGGAUGAAACAACCUAAUGUUGCUGGUGAUGGUCUCAGUCUCAGUGGUGUAGAUUGUGGCAAAAAGCGUCACUUGGAGGCUGGGAUGACUCCGCAAGAUGAUAUAGAGGACGAGAUUCCGCUGGCGGAGAGGCUGAAUAGUGUCAUUCUAAAGACGCAAAGCCAGGAUACAGAGACUCGUAUUUUGGAAGAUGGCGAGACAAAGCAAAAUUCAGAGGCAGUUUUGUCUGAUUUGGUGGCAAGCCGGGUAAGAAAAGGUAGACGUAGGGUAAUCUCACACAAAGUUGCUGAGCAAGCUUUGCCUGAUUCAGAGGCAGUUUUGGUGAGUGCAGUUGAUCAUAAACCAUUGUGUGGGCCGGUCACCAAGAAUGAGCAUUUUGAAAAGCAAGCAUCGGCCUCUGUUUUUACGUGUGAUGAGAAGAAUGUCAGUUCAGAACAUGGUGAAGUCGAGGGUGCAGUGAGCGCUAGAAGCAACAAAGGCAUUGGAGCUGCAAUUGGAGUGGACGUGUAUUCAAAUCUUCCAGAUAUCCUGGCGAUCAGUGAUAAUGAGUUGGAUGAAAUAUUCGGAAAGGAAAGCGAGGCAACUGCAAUUUGUAUGGAAUUAUCAAAGUUAUCGAUGGCAACAUCCAACUCAGACCAGCCAAUAAGAAGAGAUGAGCAGGACUGCAGUGAGUCCAAGGAUAUCAUGGUGCAAAAAAAUUGUAAUUAUGAGCUUCCUGCUGUCCAAAGUGAUAGCACCCUCAGACAAGAACCAGAUAAAACACGCGAUGUAAUGGAAGAGGGAGAUCAGAGAGCGAAGGUGGACAGAGAAAACUCAGCUGUUUUCAAAGGAAACAAUGAUGCAUCUUCUAGUGGUCUAGUAUAUGGAAAUGAUGAACUGGUCAAGAGAGUAAUUUCUACUAAAACACUCUACUAUCUUAGACCAUUCGACUGGGUGAAAGAUGCCCAGGUCAGAGAUUCAAGAGCCACCAAUGCAGGUCAAGUGAUUCUCCAACCAGGACGGGAAGUCGGGACACCGGAAAUGAUUAGAGAGGCGUCUGAAGCUCGAGAAGCAGAAAAGGUUGAGUUGGAAACAAUAAUUGAUUGUCUCAAGGAAGAAAUUGUCGCGCUAGAGAUGCAGUUGAGGGACAGGACAACGUCUAAAAUUUGAGGUAUAACUUGACAUAAUUUAGCGGUAGCUUGGGUCUUUAGAAGACAUCUCCUGAUGAAGAGUGCCACAAUAUGGUGGGCUAGUCUUGCUAGUGAAAUGACCUUCAUUAGCUAAUUGUGAGCGAAGAAACUGCGGCACUCACACCCCAUUAGACUCUAAUUAUAUGUUCCUGGUUGCUUUUUCUUUAUGUUGUGAAAUUCAGGGGAAUACAUAACCGCUGGUUUGUUUGAUAGUAUAUAUGAACCCUAUGCAAUCUUCGCAUUA
Molecule: messenger RNA, 2828 nt
Organism: Aegilops tauschii subsp. strangulata
Lineage: Eukaryota; Viridiplantae; Streptophyta; Magnoliopsida; Poales; Poaceae
Source: RefSeq, a predicted model, not a curated record